GUAAAAGGAAAAGGAAAAGGAGGAGUGAUGGGAAAAAUAGACUGAGAAGAAAGAGGCUGGCUUAGGUAUAGUUCUAGAACGUACGCACCACCUGCUGUGGUUCCAAAAAUCCCCCAUUGCCCGGCACUUCCCUGCCAGAGAUAUCUAUCUCCAUUCUCCGGCCGGCGGCCACCAUCAAAACCGGUCUCGAUACAUUCUAGAAACACAAAACCUAUAGGAACCAGCACCGUCUGCCUCUACGAGAGGAACCAUUCGGAACCCUACUUAAUCCGAUCAAGUGGAAGCUAAUUUCAAUCAUCAAAUUGAUUAUUCGCAGAGGUUGGGUGUUGAGAUUGGAUGAGAAUAAGAGAUGCCUCCAAAGCAGCAAUCGAAAGCCGAUUUGGCCAAGAAGCAGAAGGUAGUGGAGGACAAGACCUUCGGUCUCAAGAACAAGAACAAGUCUAAGAAUGUUCAGAAAUAUGUUCAGUCCCUCAAACAAAACGUUCAGCCCAAACCUGACCCAUCUAAACUCAACGCAAAGAAGAAGAAGGAAGAGGAGAAAGCUAAAGAGAAGGAGCUGAAUGAAUUAUUUAAAGUUGCCGUCAGUCAGCCUAAAGUUCCUCCUGGAGUUGAUCCAAAAUCAAUUUUGUGCGAGUAUUUCAAGGCGGGACAGUGUACUAAGGGAUUCAAAUGCAAGUUCUCGCAUGACUUGAAUGUUCAAAGGAAGGGAGAGAAGAUUGAUAUCUACAGCGACAAGCGUGAUCAAGAGGAUGAUAAAGAGACGAUGGAAGAUUGGGAUCAAGAGACGUUGGAGAAGGUUGUGGCCUCAAAAAGUAAUGAGUACAAUAAGAACAAGCCCACUGAUAUUGUGUGUAAAUACUUUUUGGAAGCAGUGGAGAAGAAGCAGUAUGGUUGGUUCUGGGUAUGCCCCAAUGGUGGUAAAGAAUGCCACUAUAGGCACGCUCUCCCCCCUGGAUAUGUUUUGAAAUCACAGAUGAAAGCUCUCCUCGAGGAAGAAUCAGAAAAGAUAUCAAUUGAAGAGGAAAUAGAAAAUCAGCGUGCUAAAGUAGCUACUUCAACUCCUAUGACUCCUGAGCUAUUCAUGCAAUGGAAGAAAAAGAAGAUGGAAGAAAGAGAAGCUGGCUUGGCUGCUCUGCAAGCUGAAAGGGCUAAGAAUGACCGUAUGAGUGGUCGUGAGCUGUUUCUUUCAGAUGCCAGUUUGUUUGUGGAUGAUGUUGGGGCCUAUGAUGAGUACCAAAGGCAUGAAGAGCCAGAUGUUCCUGAACAGAAGGUUGACAAAGACUCUACCAGUGAAAGACCGAGUUCUUCUACUUCAGCUGCCCAAGAUGCUGAAGACAGCGAUCUAGAUGAGGAUGAUGAUGACUUGGAUGUGGAUGAGCUAAAUGAACUGGAAGCAAGUUUGUCCAAAGCAUCACUUCAUAUAAGUGAACCAAGUGAGAGUGUGUGAUCUUUGGACAAGGUUGCCCUUAAGCUCAUACACACCCUCUGUAGGCAUCUUGUUGCUAUUGAAAGCUGGUGGGGUGGAACUUGAUCAUGUUCUCCUUUUUGCAACCACAAGGAACAGGAUCUGUGGGAUCCUUAAUGCGGUUCCAGCAGUCAUGCCAUAAGACAGUAGAAAUUUUCAAUUUUUCUGUUAGGCUGGAUACGGUGUAUCGACCUGUUGAUCCUUUUGCCCUUUUGUUGUCAAACCUAGGUUACAUUUUUGAAUUUCUGACUACCGGUUAGUUCAAACAUGAGUAUGUUGUAUGACGAGUGGAUUGGAAUUUCGGAGAAUGAAUUUCUGUGGUCUCCUGACCGUUUUAUGGUUCUUAUUUAUGGAUUCUCUGUUGGAAAAGUUCCUGAGUUUGUUUCUCAGCUGUGGGAAGAUUCCCGUGCUGGUGUGUAUAGUUUACUGAAAACUCAGAAGUGGGAAUCAAAUGUCACCUAAUGUUGUCGAAGUCUCAAAGACUUGGGGUAACAUUUUGUUCAAUGCUCACGACUUGAACAAGAAGAAGAAUGUUCAUGAUGUCGGACUAGAUUUCAGAGCUUAAGAGCCACAGCAAGAACCAUAUAGUGCAAGGAAAGUGAAGAUUUUCAUAUUUACUCUGUAAAGAAGUUGUAAUGUACAAAGAUGGGCUCCGAGGCAAUUAGCUUCCAAGUAAUAAGAAAAUGAAGUCUAAAAGUAAACAGAAAAUCACUUGAUGGGAGCACUGAUAGUGUAAACCAAAAGAAAGGUAACAAUAACAAUGGCACCGCCGAGGGUGAAAGUGGGGCUGUUCCAGAACCUGAGAUUGGACCUCUCAGUCCUCUUGAUCGGAUCAACUUCUUCUGAGAGCGGAUAAUCGGAGCGCCUAGGAUUCCAGCUCACGUACUUGUCCGCAGAGAACUUAGGGAACAGAGUUUUCUUGCCUUGCUUCUUGAAAUUAGACCAGGCCUUAUCCCAAUCCGUCGAGAAUUUAUCACCUAAAACAUGCCAGACCCAAAACAACGACGAUUAAGAUGAAUAAACUGAAUCCAAAAAGAAAUCAAGAUGAAAAACGAUGAUUACAUAUAUACCUCCAUUUUUGUCGUCGUUGUUGUUGGUGUUACCGUCGCCAUUUUGAUUGGGAGAGUCUUUUUUGGAACAACGUGGUACUACAAGGUUGAAGCAGUUUGUUGUUGUAGUUUUGGAACCUGAACUCCUCCUCCAUGUUGUAUACGAUGAAAUCCUUCCAUUUGCAGUUCCAGCAGCAACUCGAAUGUCCAUGUGGGGGGGUUUAACUUUCUUGCUUUCCUGUAUUAAUCCAGAAAGAUCAAUGUUAUUUGCUUUUUGUUCUCCCUCUCUCUCAGCCACGCUUUGCCUAUCACUUCGAACCCGGUCCCCUCAACCAACCCCGCCUGAUUUUUUUAUUUUUAUUUUUUCCGUAGGUCAGGCUCGUAAAAGGAAUAAUCUGCGAUUUUCUUAUUGUGAUUACUCAUUUAUUGAUUUCUAAUUAUUUCAGGUAGGA
Molecule: messenger RNA, 2966 nt
Organism: Oldenlandia corymbosa var. corymbosa
Lineage: Eukaryota; Viridiplantae; Streptophyta; Magnoliopsida; Gentianales; Rubiaceae
Source: the annotation of a GenBank genome assembly